Molecule: messenger RNA, 5005 nt
Organism: Bombina bombina (fire-bellied toad)
Lineage: Eukaryota; Metazoa; Chordata; Amphibia; Anura; Bombinatoridae
Product: vang-like protein 1
Exons: 4
Biological process (GO): multicellular organism development
Cellular component (GO): plasma membrane
Source: RefSeq, a predicted model, not a curated record
UAUACAGAGAACAGCAUUAUUUGUUCUGGAGAAUUACUACAAGGACUUCCCCAUGUUUAACCAUGAGCCUCCUGUGACCAAGAAAACGAGAAAACAGGAUCAGCACUCUGUGCUCAAAAUGUACAACGUGGAUGAAAAGUAUGCUCUGCUUUCAACGGCCAAGAUGGCGGCAGCCCCAACUCCACCAUACCUUCUGCGACAGCACACAUCUGUUCACCAGCGGCUAGGGCACUCGAUGCGACGGCAUACGAUUAAACAAUAUGCUCUCCUCCAUAGCAGCGUGACCCAGGUUACCAUAACCCUAUGCUUGUUCUCUGCCCGUAGGUUGGUGAUGGCAGUGGAGGAGGCAUUCUCUCAGCUCCAGAGCAUGGCAGGGAAGACUGAGGAUAGCAGGGCUUCACAUGUUCUAAACCCGAGGGAAGCUGCACAGAGCAUAUUUCCUCUGAUAGCCCAGAGCUUGCAAAGAUACCUGCGUACUACACAACAGAGUCACUUGCACAGCAUGGAGGGAAUUGUGCAUCAUCUCACAUUCUGCUUGUCACAAGGGAUGUCACCACAGGCCUUCCUGGAGCAGUACUUGCGGCCUGGACCUCCCCAGCAGUAUCCUACAGCACCAGUGGGUCUGUGGACCUUGGUGAGUGAAGAGUCAGUCACAUGUCCUGUUCGGUCUGGCCUUGCAUUUUCCCUGUAUACCUUAGACACUCGACUGGUGGUCAGUGUCAAUGAAAUACCUGUCCUAAGACUGAAUGAAACUUUUAUACCCCCCAACUCUCAUCGCUUCACCAUAAGGGACAGGCCAGAGAGCAUCCUCUGAUGACACCUCAAGCUAACUGUUAACAUGGAUCCCACACAGGAAAUCACCUCUGCAGAGUGACAUCAUGACAGGGACUGACUGCUAAGGGUUCACCCCAUGACAGAACUUGACCUCUGAGGAGGGGUUACCUCAUGACAGCAACUGACCUCUAAGGACUAACCUCACAACAAGAGCUGACCAAUAAAGGGUGACCCCACAAGAGGAACCAACCGCUGAAGGUAAAUCUCAUGACAGAGACUAACUACUGAGGGGUGAUCUCAUGAGAGCAACCAACUAAUGUAGACCACUGAGGGGUGAUGUUACAACUGACUUUGAAGGGAUGACCUCACCAGAUGAACUGACCACUGAGGGGUCACGUUACAACUGACUGCUAAGGGAUGACCUCACCAGAGGAACUGACCAUGGAGGGGUGAUGUUACAACUGACUGCUAAGGGAUGACCUCACCAGAGUAAUUGACCACUGAGGGGUGAUGUUACAACCAACUGCUAAGGGAUGACCUCACCAGAGGAACUAACUACUGAGGGGUGAUGUUACUACUGACUGCUAAGGGAUGACCUCACCAGAGGAACUGACUACUGAGGGGUGAUAUUACAACUGACUGCUAAUGGAUGACCUCACCAGAAGAACUGACCACUGAGGGGUGAUGUUACAACUGACUGCUAAGGGAUGACCUCUCCAGAGGAACUGACAACUGAUGGUUGAUGUUGCAACUGACUGCUAAGGGACGACCUCACCAGAGGAACUGACCACUGAGGGGUGAUGUUACAACUGACUGUUAAAGGGAGGGGUUACUUCAUGACAUCAACUGACCUCUAAGGACUAACCUCACAACAAGAGCUGACCAAUAAAGGGUGACCCCACGAGAGGAACCAAUCACUAAAGGUAAAUCUCAUGACAGCAACCAACUGCUGUAGACCACUGAGGGGUGAUUUUACAACUGACUUUGAAGGGAUGACCUCACCAGAGGAACUGACCACUGAGGGGUCAUAUUACAACUGACUGCUAAAGGAUGACCUCACCAGAGGAACUGACCAUGGAUGGGUGAUGUUACAACUGACUGCUAAGGGAUUACCUCACCAGAGGAACUGACCACUGAGGGGUGAUGGUACAACUGACUGUUAAGGGAUGACCUCACUAGAGGAACUAAUCACUGAGAGGUGAUGUUACAACUGACUGCUAAGGGCUAAUCUCACCAGAGGAACUAAGUUCUGAGGGGUGAUGUUACAACUAACUGCUAAGGGAUGACCUGAUCAGAGGAACUGACUACUGAGGGGUGAUGUUACAACUGAUUGAUAAGGGAUGACCUCACCAGAGGAACUGACUACUGAGGGGUGAUGUUACAACUGACUGCUAAGGGAUAACCUCACCAGAGGAACUGAGUACUGAGGGGUGAUAUUACAACUGACUGCUAAGGGAUGACCUCACUAGAGUAACUUACCACUGAGGGGUUUUGUUACAACUGACUGCUAAGGGAUAACCUCACCAGAGGAACAAACCACUGAGAGGGGAUGUUACAACUGACUGCUAAGGGAGGACCUCACCAGAGGAACUGACCACUGAGCGGUGAUGUUACAACUGACUGCUAAGAGAUGAUCUCACUAGAGGAACUGACCACUGAGAGGUUAUGUUACAACUGACUGCUAAGGGAUGACCUCACCAGAGGAACUGACCACUGAGGUGUGAUGUUACAACCAACUGCUAAGGGAUGACCUCACCAGAGGAACUAACUACUGAGGGGUGAUGUUACAACUGGCUGCUAAGGGAUGACCUCACUAGAGGAACUGACCACUGAGAGGUUAUAUUACAACUGACUGCUAAGGGAUGACAUCAAUAGAGGAACUGACCACUGAGGGGUGAUGUUACAACUGACUGCUAAGGGAUGACCUCACUAGAGGAGCUUACCACUAAGGGGUGAUGUUACAACUGACUGCUAAGGGAUUACCUCACUAGAGGAACUGACCACUGAGGGGUGAUGUUACAACUGACUGCUAAGGGAUUACCUUACCAGAGGAACUGACCACUGAGAGGUGAUGUUACAACUGACUGCUUAGAGAUGACCUCAACAGAGGAACUGACCAGUGAGGGGUGAUGUUACAACUAACUGCUAUGGAAGACCUCACUAGAGGAACUGACCAGUGAGAGGUGAUGUUACAACUGACUGCUAAGGGAUGACCUCACUAGAGGAACUGACCACUGAGGGGUGAUGUUACAACUGACUGCUAAGGGAACUGACCACUGAGAGGUUAUAUUACAACUAACUGCUAAGGGAUGACCUCACCAAAGGAACUGACUACUGAGGGAUGAUGUUACAACUGACUGCUAAGGGAUGACCUCACCAGAGGAACUAACCACUGAGGAGUGAUUUUACAACCGACUGCUAGGGAAUGACCUCACCAGAGGAACUGACUACUGAGGGUUGAUGUUACAACUGAAUGCUAGGGGAUGACCUCACCAGAGGAACUGACCACUGAGGGGUGAUGUUACAACUGACUGCUAAAGGAUGACCUCACCAGAGGAACUGACCACUGAGGGGUGAUGUUACAGCUGACUGCUAAGGGAUGACCUCACUAGAGGAACUGACCACUGAGGGGUGAUGUUACAGCUGACUGCUAAGGGAUGACCUCACUAGAGGAACUGACCACUGAGGAGUGAUUUUACAACCGACUGCUAGGGAAUGACCUCACCAGAGGAACUGACCACUGAGGGUUGAUGUUACAACUGACUGCUAGGGGAUGACCUCACCAGAGGAACUGACCACUGAGGGGUGAUGUUACAACUGACUGCUAAAGGAUGACCUCACCAGAGGAACUGACCACUGAGGGGUGAUGUUACAGCUGACUGCUAAGGGAUGACCUCACUAGAGGAACUGACCACUGAGGGGUGAUGUUACAGCUGACUGCUAAGGGAUGACCUCACUAGAGGAACUGACCACUGAGGGGUGAUGUUACAACUGACUGCUAAGGGAACUGACCACUGAGAGGUUAUAUUACAACUGACUGCUAAGGGAUGACCUUACCAGAGGAACUAACCACUGAGGGGUGAUGCUACAACUGAAUGCUAAGGGAUGACCUCACCACAUGAACUGACCACUGAGAGGUGAUGUUACAACUGACUGCUAAGGGAUGACCUCACCAGAGGAACUGACCACUGAGGGGUGAUGUUACAACUGACUGCUAAAGGAUGACCUCACCAGAGGAACUGACUACUGAGGGGUGAUGUUACAACUAACUGCUAAAGGAUGACCUCACCAGAGGAACAUACCACUGAGGGGUGAUGUUACAACUGACUGCUAAGGGAUGACCUCACCAGAGGAACUGACCACUGAGGGGUGAUGUUACAACUGACUGCUAAAGGAUGACCUCACCAGAGGAACUGACUACUGAGGGGUGAUGUUUCAACUGACUGCUAAAGGAUGACCUCACCAGAGGAACUGACUACUGAGGGGUGAUGUUACAACUAACUUCUAAAGGAUGACCUCACCAGAGGAACAUACCACUGAGGGGUGAUGUUACAACUGACUGCUAAGGGAUGACCUUACCAGAGGAACUGACCACUGAGGGGUGAUGUUACAACUGACUGCUAAAGGAUGACCUCACCAGAGGAACUGACUACUGAGGGGUGAUGUUACAACUGACUGCUAAAGGAUGACCUCACCAGAGGAACUGACUACUGAGGGGUGAUGUUACAACUGACUGUUAAGGGACAACCUCACCAGAGGAACUGACCACUGAGGUGUGAUAUUAUAACCACUGACCAGUGGGAUCAUCUCAUAAAAGGAAAUAACCAUUGAGAGUUGAGCUCUAUAAUCGCAACUGACCGCUGAGGGGCAACCUGAUGCCAAGAGCUAACUGUCCUCUGCUACUCCAUGUGAUACUGAUACGGCAUUAUACAGAUUGUAUUUAUUUAUCUGUUCACUUGUUUUUUGUGCAACUAUCAUAUGGAGACAUUUACUGGAAUCCUUUAAUAUAUAUAUUGGAAAUAUACAAUGCUUGUUUUUAUUCUGUUUAGUCUUCCUUUCAUCGGAGUCACCAAAAACUCAAUAUGGGCUUUGCCAAAUAUGUUUUUUUAUUAUUGAAUGUAAAUGUGUCUGUAUGUGUGUGCUAAUAUACAUGCACCUAAAUAUCCGUAUCCUUGUGUACACUUGUAUCUGUAUAUGUGUGUGCUAAUAUAAAUGAGCCUAAAUAUCUGUA